Messenger RNA from Chenopodium quinoa (quinoa), 2949 nucleotides. RefSeq names its product vacuolar protein sorting-associated protein 35A-like. The record is from RefSeq and is a predicted model, not a curated record. NCBI's taxonomy places the organism in Eukaryota, Viridiplantae, Streptophyta, Magnoliopsida, Caryophyllales, Amaranthaceae. Gene Ontology annotation, cellular component: late endosome; retromer, cargo-selective complex; retromer complex. The coding region runs from base 269 to 2641 and encodes 790 amino acids. The transcript is spliced from 22 exons. Gene Ontology annotation, biological process: intracellular protein transport; retrograde transport, endosome to Golgi.
GCCAAUAGGCCAUAGGCCUUUCACUGCUCCUCCUCCCAGAAGUUAAAAAAAUAAAAUACGGAGUAACAAAGACGACGGCUACAACAACGAAUACUGCAACAACAAGAUCCAAAGAGGAAAAUUAAACAACCAACGAAGCAAUAAACCGCUGUUCUACAACGCUAAGGAAAAAUCAGUUAAACCAAACACAAAAAACAUCACACUAGUCAAAUCAUAUUCACUCUCUUCACACAUCGUCGUCUUCCAUCGUCGUCAUCGAGGAGAGAAAAUGAUUGCAGACGGUGUUGAAGACGAAGAAAAAUGGCUUUCUGCCGCCAUUACCGGCCUUCAACAGAACGCCUUCUACAUGCAUCGAGCUCUGGAUUCGAAUAAUAUGAAAGAUGCGUUAAAGUAUUCUGCUCAGAUGCUAUCGGAGCUUCGCACUUCUAGACUUUCUCCUCAUAAAUACUACGCUCUUUAUAUGCGAGCGUUUGAUGAAUUGAGGAAAUUGGAGAUGUUCUUUCAUGAAGAAACGAAGCGAGGUUGUUCGAUUAUUGAACUUUAUGAGCUUGUACAGCAUGCUGGCAACAUCUUACCUCGAUUGUACCUUCUCUGUACGGUUGGAUGUGUAUAUAUAAAAUCAAAGGAAGCUCCUGCAAAAGAUAUUCUCAAGGAUUUAGUAGAAAUGUGUCGUGGAAUUCAACAUCCUUUGCGAGGACUCUUCUUGAGGAGUUAUCUUUCUCAAGUUAGUAGGGAUAAGUUACCUGAUAUUGGUUCUGAGUAUGAAGGGGAUGCUGAUAGUGUCAUGGAUGCAGUUGAGUUUGUGUUGCAAAAUUUUACUGAGAUGAAUAAACUUUGGGUGCGAAUGCAGUACCAGGGACCUGCGCGGGAGAAGGAUAGAAGGGAAAAGGAAAGAGGCGAGCUUCGAGAUCUUGUUGGGAAAAAUCUGCAUGUUCUAAGUCAGAUUGAGGGAGUUGAUCUGGAGAUGUACAAGGAUACCGUUCUUCCUAGAGUCUUGGAACAGGUAGUCAACUGUAAGGAUGAGCUUGCACAGUACUAUUUGAUGGAUUGCAUAAUUCAAGUAUUUCCUGAUGAGUACCACUUGCAAACUCUAGAUACUUUGCUGGGUGCCUGCCCACAACUCCAGCCAUCAGUUGAUAUCAAGUCAGUUCUCUCCAGUUUGAUGGAAAGGCUUUCAAAUUAUGCUGCCUCAAGUCCAGAGGUAUUGCCGGAUUUCUUGCAAGUGGAUGCCUUCUCGAAAUUAAACAGUGCAAUUGGGAAGAUCAUAGAAGCACAAACUGAUAUGCCCGUUGUUGCUGUUGUGACUUUGUAUUCUUCUCUUCUUACCUUUACCCUGCAUGUCCAUCCUGACCGACUUGAUUACGCUGAUCAAGUAUUGGGAUCCUGCGUCAACAAACUCUCCAUUAUUGGGAAACUUACUGACAGCAAGGCAACAAAGCAAAUUGUAGCACUUCUGAGUGCUCCGCUGGAUAAAUAUAAUAGUGUUAUUACUGCCUUGAAGCUCUCUAAUUAUCCUCGGGUGAUGGAAUACCUUGACAAUGAAACAAAUAAAAUCAUGGCAAAGAUUAUUAUUCAAAGUAUUAUGAAAAACAAGACUUACAUAUCUACGGGUGAUAAGGUCGAAGCAUUGUUUGAGUUAAUAAAAGGGCUUAUCAAGGACACUGAUGGUGCUGUUGAUGAUGAGGAUGACGAAGAAGACUUCAAGGAGGAACAAAAUGCUGUAGCACGCCUUAUCCAAAUGCUGCACAACGAUGAUCCAGAAGAGAUGUUCAAGAUUAUAAAUAUAGUGCGGAAGCAUAUAUUGGCUGGUGGAGUGAAACGUCUAUCAUUUACUGUUCCACCCCUUGUUUUUUCCUCUCUUAAGUUAAUUAGAAGGCUUCAGAACCAAGAUGUGGAUAAAUCUGGAGAUGAAGUAGAGGGUACGCCGAAGAAAAUAUUUCAGCUUUUGAAUCAGCUUAUUGAGGCUCUUUCAAAUGUUCCAGCUCCUGAGCUCGCAUUGCGGUUGUACCUGCAAUGUGCUGAGGCUGCAAAUGACUCUGAUUUGGAACCUGUCGCCUGUGAAUUUUUCACUCAAGCAUAUAUAUUAUACGAGGAAGAAAUUUCGGGCUCCAGAGAACAGGUGACUGCACUAUACCUAAUAAUAGGUACUCUUCAAAGGAUGCAUAUCUUUGGUGUUGAGAACAGAGAUACUCUGACGCACAAAGCAACAGGGUACUCUGCAAAGCUUUUAAAGAAACCUGAUCAAUGUAGAGCUGUUUAUGCAUGCUCUCAUCUCUUUUGGGCGGAUGAUCAGGAUGGUGUUAGAGAUGGAGAGAGGGUUCUACUUUGCUUGAAGCGGGCUCUAAAAAUUGCAAAUGCUGCUCAACAGAUGGCUAAUGCUACACGGGGCAGUGGUGGAUCAGUUAUGCUGUUCAUUGAAAUCCUCAAUAAGUACCUCUAUUUUUUUGAGAAGGGAAACAACCAGAUCACUGUCAAUACAAUCCAGGAUCUAAUGGAAUUAAUUACCACGGAGAACCAAAGUGAUAAUGCUGCAACAGAUCCUGCUGCCGAGGCUUUCUUUGCAAGUACUUUGCGAUACAUCCAAUUCCAAAAGCAAAAAGGUGGCGCAGUUAGUGAGAAAUAUGAACCUGUCAAAGCUUGAACCUGUGAUUGCAUGUAAUUAGGCAUUUUCACGCAUCACAAGUUAAUUAAAUUGAGUAUUUUUGUAACCAGUUUAGUUAGGUCUCCCUGAUGGGAGACUUGUUUGCUUGACCUCGUCCUGAGGACAUGGUUUUAGGUCUCUUAUGCUAACUAUGAUCUCACUGCAUCUGAAGUUUUCUUUAAUUUGCGGGUGUCUGCAAGUUGCUUCAUUAUGCGGCAUUACUUGGUUGCACAGACUGGUAAAAUGGUGUAUAUUUUCCCCUUUCUAUCUUUACCACUUUUUGGAGGGAUUUUCCAUUUAUACUUAUA